AUGAAGCUAUUUACUAAUACAUGCACAUUCGAUUAUAAGUGGGAAGAUGUCACUGCAGCAAACUGGAAAAAAUAUCCAAACGAUGUUUCGACACAUGUCAUUGCUGUAGAUGUUCUUAAAAGAGAGCUGGUUAAUAACGGGACCAAGUUGAUUACAGAAAGGUUAAUUACAUGUCAGCAGAACGUUCCAGGCUGGAUUAUGAGACUAUUGAACUGUAAAAAUAUUAGUUACGUGAGAGAAGUUUCCACAGUAGAUCUGGUUCAAAGAGAAUUGACAUUGAGAAGUUGUAAUCUUACAUACUCUGAUUAUAUGAAAGUUUAUGAAGUAGUAAAGUAUACACCACAUCCAAACCAUACAAAUGAGAUCACAGUUUUCGAACAAGAGGCUAAAAUCACUGCCUUUGGUAGGAUCUCUAAACUAUGCAGUAAACUCGAAGAUUGGUCGGUACAAAGAUACAACGAUAAUGCUAAGAAGGGCAAGAUCGGGUUUGACUCCGUGUUGAAGAUUUUUAAAGAACAGCUAGAAGAUUCUAAGAGACAAGUCGAUGGUCUAGUGAAAGUAGUGGACGAUUUACAAUAUUCAGAUAUCUUAUCUGCAAACUCUUCUGUUUUCAAGAAAGAAUUUGAAAACUUGAAAAAUUCAUCGAACAAUUAA
Messenger RNA from Henningerozyma blattae CBS 6284, 654 nucleotides. Its product is annotated as PRELI/slowmo family protein. The coding region runs from base 1 to 654 and encodes 217 amino acids. The record is from RefSeq and is a predicted model, not a curated record. Lineage: Eukaryota; Fungi; Ascomycota; Saccharomycetes; Saccharomycetales; Saccharomycetaceae. The transcript has a single exon. Gene Ontology annotation, biological process: phospholipid transport. Gene Ontology annotation, molecular function: phosphatidic acid transfer activity. Gene Ontology annotation, cellular component: mitochondrial intermembrane space.